AUGGUCACCAUCUCGCACAUGGUGACACUCCAAUACAAGGAGGAGAAGGCCAUCAUCGUGCCCAUCGAGCUGAUCAUUCAGUAUGAGGAGCAUCAGUACAUCCAGCUGAGGCCCACGAACCAUGCGAUCUGCCAGCUCGUUUGCGGAAGCAACAUUCCGAAGAAUGCAUCCAUAUCAGCAUGCACAAAGUUGCAGGAUAUCAUUCAGAAGAGAAACCAAGCCAUGCAGUCGGAUGAAGCAUCGGAGCAAAAGGACGAUCUCUUUCCAUCCAGCGAUGAGCCCCCAUCGAAGAAGAAGAAAGGCCUGAAGAUUCUGCCGCCCACCGUGAACAUCACGAUCGGCGCCAUCGUGGACUUCAUCCGGGAGGAUGCCAUCGAAGCCAUGCAGCAGUCCAAGAGGAAGUACGUGAAGAAGGCGAUAAUGGAGGGGGACAUGCCAUUAAACAGCAAGACCGAAGCCAUUUUGGCAGUUUUGGAACAUGCCGGGCUUGCAUCGAAGCAGCGACUGCUGCCACGGCAUCCGCUCAUCCAUCCGGUCAAUCGCUCCCAGUCCAUGCUGUCAUAUCACGACGUGUGGUCGAAAGGACAGGCCAUGUCCCUGGUAGGCUUCAAUGUGAAGGUGGUGGAAGGCACCACCAUCGCAUUCGCCAUCAGCACAGAGCCAGAGAAGAGAGCCAUGCAGCUGGCCAAGAACAAGGCAUUGAUCGAGAAUGCCAAGGGGCAUUUGGCGCCCAUGACUGGUUCAGAAGGCUUCUUGACCAUCGGGGGCAGCUAUACAGUUGCAUAUCUUCGCUGCAUCGAAAACGGUGUGGCCGGGCCAUCGGCGGAGUCAAGCACCCAUCCGAAAUCGGAUGCUAUCUGGCGAGCCAUCUCCGAUGGCUGGACAUGGGUGACCACUUCCAGCGCUGUGGAGGUUGCCAUGCUCUUGGCAACAUGCUUUGGCAAAGGCAUGACAUUGGCACAGGCCGUGAAGCAUGCAGAGGCUGCCGAUGUAAGGUGUCGACCAUCCAUUUCGGCCAUAGCUACAUUUGUCCAGAAGUUCUCGGGCCACGCGGGGACAUUCCCCAUCCUCCAUUUCUUGUCGAACUUCAGCAAGGUCCAUUCUUCCAGCAUGCUCCUGGGGGAGGACAUGAUGACACAGAUUGCAACCAUGGACUUCAAGUCAUCCACGAACAUGCAUGGUUUUGCUCGGAACCUCAUUCGCUCAGACAUUGAGCGAUUGAGGAUGCAUGGGGCGUCCAUCAAUUCAUCCAUGAAGGCCAAGGCAAGCACAUUGACGGCCAUCACGUGGACAAUUGCUUUGGGCCUGUGCAUAAGGACCAUCUUGCAUUUAUGCAACAAGGCGAAGACUGGCAGCAAGGAGUGCAAGGAGUUUGCAUCUUUGGAGGCCAUUGUCGAGGCAUUCUCGACAGAGCUCUCCAAGGAUUCCCCUGCAUCGGGUGCAGAGGCAUCGAAGAGCGAUGAGAAGCCCAUGGUGGACGUUCUGUCGGCGAAGCCGCAUGUUGUGGCAUUGCUGCAGAAUGCCCACAUGACCAUGGGCAGCCACUCGUACACGAACAGCAAAGAAGAUGGCUCCAUGGCUUCCAUUCUCCAGAGUGUCAGUGACGAUGGGGCAUGCAUGCGGCACACCCCAUUCUUCGGCGACAGCAUCGACAUCACCAUGGUCACCAUCUCGCACAUGGUGACACUCCAAUACAAGGAGGAGAAGGCCAUCAUCGUGCCCACCGAGCUGAUCAUUCAGUAUGAGGAGCAUCAGUACAUCCAGCUGAGGCCCACGAACCAUGCGAUCUGCCAGCUCGUUUGUGGAAGCAACAUUCCGAAGAAUGCAUCCAUAUCAGCAUGCACAAAGUUGCAGGAUAUCAUUCAGAAGAGAAACCAAGCCAUGCAGUCGGAUGAAGCAUCAGAGCAAAAGGACGAUCUCUUUCCAUCCAGCGAUGAGCCCCCAUCGAAGAAGAAGAAAGGCCUGAAGAUUCUGCCACCCACCGUGAACAUCACGAUCGGCGCCAUCGUGGACUUCAUCCGGGAGGAUGCCAUCGAAGCCAUGCAGCAGUCCAAGAGGAAGUACGUGAAGAAGGCGAUAAUGGAGGGGGACAUGCCAUUAAACAGCAAGACCGAAGCCAUUUUGGCAGUUUUGGAACAUGCCGGGCUUGCAUCGAAGCAGCGACUGCUGCCACGGCAUCCGCUCAUCCAUCCGGUCAAUCGCUCCCAGUCCAUGCUGUCAUAUCACGACGUGUGGUCGAAAGGACAGGCCAUGUCCCUGGUAGGCUUCAAUGUGAAGGUGGUGGAAGGCACCACCAUCGCAUUCGCCAUCAGCACAGAGCCAGAGAAGAGAGCCAUGCAGCUGGCCAAGAACAAGGCAUUGAUCGAGAAUGCCAAGGGGCAUUUGGCGCCCAUGACUGGUUCAGAAGGCUUCUUGACCAUCGGGGGCAGCCAUACAGUUGCAUAUCUUCGCUGCAUCGAAAACGGUGUGGCCGGGCCAUCGGCGGAGUCAAGCACCCAUCCGAAAUCGGAUGCUAUCUGGCGAGCCAUCUCCGAUGGCUGGACAUGGGUGACCACUUCCAGCGCUGUGGAGGUUGCCAUGCUCUUGGCAACAUGCUUUGGCAAAGGCAUGACAUUGGCACAGGCCGUGAAGCAUGCAGAGGCUGCCGAUGUAAGGUGUCGAUCAUCCAUUUCGGCCAUAGCUACACUUGUCCAGAAGUUCUCGUGCCACGCGGGGACAUUCCCCAUCCUCCAUUUCUUGUUGAACUUCAGCAAGGUCCAUUCUUCCAGCAUGCUCCUGGGGGAGGACAUGAUGACACAGAUUGCAACCAUGGACUUCAAGUCAUCCACGAACAUGUAUCCAAUGACCCGAGCCGCCAUCUGGUUGACCCUUUUCGCAUGCCCGAAGAGUCAUGAGAGGGAUGGUUUUGCUCGGAACCUCAUUCGCUCAGACAUUGAGCGAUUGAGGCAGGCAGCAUGCCUGCCCAUGACAACCAAAGCGGGGCAAAUGCUCCAGGAUGCAUGGGGCGUCCAUCAAUUCAUCCAUGAAGGCCAAGGCAAGCACAUUGCGAAGACUGGCAGCAAGGAGUGCAAGGAGUUUGCAUCUUUGGAGGCCAUUGUCGAGGCAUUCUCGACAGAGCUCUCCAAGGAUUCCCCUGCAUCGGGUGCAGACUUGAUGACCAUGGUCGCAUGCAAGAAGAAAGCAGGCAUCAAGCUGACCCCCGUGGGCAACAUCUCCAAGCAUAAAGCAGAAGGAGCACCAAAGGGCACAGCCUUGGAGGCAUUUGGGUCUCAUUGGGUCGUUUCCCCACCGAAGCAGAACAUAUUGUUCGAGGAUGAGAAGCAUCCGUUGGUGCCAUACUUUUGGGUGAGAGCAUGUGCAUCGGAUGCCCAGCCGAACAUGUCAUUUUCCACCAUCGUGCAGGAUGGGGUCACGGUGCCCAUGCUCUACAAUGAGGAGCCCAUCGACAAGCAUGAAGUGUUGCUCCACCCACCCAUGGAGGAGACCGUGGAGGAGCCACCCAAGAAGGCCAAGGCAAAGGCCAAGGCCAAUUGGUUCAUGCCAUGA
This is a messenger RNA of Symbiodinium sp. CCMP2592, 3546 nucleotides long. NCBI's taxonomy places the organism in Eukaryota, Dinophyceae, Suessiales, Symbiodiniaceae. The record is from the annotation of a GenBank genome assembly.